CCCCACCCAUAAAAAAGUCCAGCUCCUCACCUUGUUACCGAACUGCCCAGGUAGGUCUGUCAGAGGAGACCUGGGCCCCUGGACUGAGAGACCAGGACCUGGAUGGAGUCCAUUCUCCCCAAAGCUCCAAGUGGAGCAGCCGCUGCAGGUGUUGAGCAGCCGGCGGCUGUCCCCCUGCCCUGUGGUUUGCCGCCCCUCGCCGAGGAGGCAGAGCCUGCAGGUCUGGAAGAGAAGAUUCAACCUAAACACCCGUCAGGAGCAAGAGAUGGACAGGAUCUGUUCUCAUUCGACAGCUCUGUGUCCUCCGACGAGGAUGAGGGUAUUGGCAAGAAAGAUAAAAAGAAGAAGAAGCUAAAGAAGAAGAAGAAGAAAGCUUCCAGCUCCUCCUCAUCUUCUUCAUCCUCCUCCUCCUCCUCCUCAUCUUCUUCCUCUUCCUCUUCUUCGAGUAGCUCCUCAGACAGUGACAGUGACAGUGAGGAUGACAAGAAGAAGAAGAAAAAGGACAAGAAGAAGAAAAAGGAUGAGAAGAAAGAGUAUGUCUGGGACAGUGUUAUCAUAUCUCAGUCUGGUCCUGAUGACCAGACGGAGUUGGUGUGUGGAGAGGGUCUGAAGAACAGCCUGGAUUUGGACUCAUCAGAUGAUACGGAUGACAAGAAGAAAGACAAAAAGAAGAAGAAGAAGAAGAAGGACAAGAAAAAGAAAGACAAGAAGAAUAAGGAUAAGAAGAAGAAGAAGAAAAAGAAGGAAUCAUCAUCCUCCUCUUCAUCUGACAGUUCAUCAUCUGACAGUGAAGAUGAGAAGAAGAAGAAAAAGAAAAAGAAGAAGGACUCUUCAUCAGAUAGCUCCUCCUGUUCAUCAUCUUCUUCUGACAGCGAAGACAACAAGAAGAAAAAGAAAAAGGACAAGAAGAAGAAGAAGAAGAAGAAAGAUAAGAAAAAGGAUUCAAGCUCCUCAUGUUCAUCCUCAUCCUCAUCAUCUGACAGUGAUGGAGAUAAGAAAAAGAAGAAGAAGAAAAAGGACAAGAAAAAGAAGAAGAAGAAGGAUAAGAAGGAUGAAGAGCAGAAUGAGCUCAGCAGUGUGGUCGCUCUCUCAGCAGCUGAAAAUGAGACUGCAGGACCAAGUACUGAAGGAGAUAAAAAGACAGAUGGAGAUGCUGAGAAGGCAAAAGACAAAGAGCUUAAAGCAGCAGGCAAAGACAAGCUGUGCGCUGCAUCAGCUGCAGGGGGGACAGAGGCAUUCCAUGACGCUAUUGAGGAAGGCCACCUGAGUGAUGAUGAGGGAGAGGGCGACAAGGAUAACGAGAAGAAGAAGAAGAAGAAGCUGAAGAAGAAGAAGGAGAAGGAGUCUGGUUCAUGUUCAGACAGUGACGAUGAUAAUGAGGAUAAGAAGAAGAAAAAGAAGAAGAAGAAGAAGGAAAAGGACUCUUCCAGCUCCUCUUCAGAUAGUGAAGAUGAUAAGAAGAAAAAGAAGAAGAAGAAGAAGAAGGAGAAGGAUUCCAGCUCUUCCUCUUCCUCUGAGAGCGAGGAUGAAAAGAAGAAGAAAAAGAAGAAGAAGAACAAGGAGAAGAAGAAGGACAAGGAAUCGUCUGAUAGCGAAGAUGAAAAGAAGAAGAAGAAAAAGAAGAAGAAGACAAAGAAGAAGAAGGAUAAGGAUUCCAGCUCUUCCUCUUCCUCCUCGUCCUCUGAUAGUGAAGAUGAAAAGAAGAAGAAGAAAAAGAAGAAGAAGAAGAAGCCAAAGAAAAAGAAGGAUAAGGAUUCCAGCUCUUCCUCUUCCUGCUCUUCCUCUGAUAGCGAAGAUGAAAAGAAGGAGAAGAAGAAGAAAAAGAAGAAGAAGAAGAAGCCAAAGAAAAAGAAGGAUAAGGAUUCCAGCUCUUCCUCUUCCUGCUCUUCCUCUGAUAGCGAAGAUGAAAAGAAGGAGAAGAAGAAGAAAAAGAAGAAGAAGCCAAAGAAAAAGAAGGAUAAGGAUUCCAGCUCUUCCUCUUCCUGCUCUUCCUCUGAUAGCGAAGAUGAAAAGAAGGAGAAAAAGAAGAAAAAGAAGAAGACAAAGAAGAAGAAGGAUAAGGUUUCUGUCUUCACAACCUUUGAUUCCUGCUCCUCCUCUUCCUCUGAUAGCGAAGAUGAAAAGAAGAAGAAGAAGAAGAAGAAGAAGAAGAAGAAGCCAAAGAAGACGAAGAAGGAUAAGGAUUCCAGCCCUUCCUCUUCCUCUGACAGUGAAGAUGACAAGAAGAAGAAGAAAAAGAAGAAGAAGUCCAGCUCUUCUGAUGACAGCUCCUGUCCCUCCUCAUCCUCCUCUUCCUCUGAUAGUGAUGAUGACAAGAAAAAGAAAGAUAAGAAAAAGAAGAAGAAGAAGGACAAGAAGAAGAAAAAGAAGGAUUCUUCCGACUCCUCUAGCGAUGACGAUACGAAGAAAAAGACUAAGAAGAAAAAGGAUAAGAAGAAAAAGAAAAAAAAAGACAAGAAAAAGGACUCAGAGUCUUCUAGUAGUGAUGAUGACAUGAAGAAAAAGAAGAAGAAAAAGGACAAGAAGAAGAAAAAGAAGAAGGACACGAAGAAGGACUCCAGCCCCAGUUCAUCUGAUAGUUCCUGUGACAGCGACAAGGAAAACAAGGAGGACAAGAAGGACAAGAAAAAGAAGAAGAAAAAGAGUUCGGGUUCUUCAGGAAGUGAAACUGAUAAGAAGAAGAAGACUGACAAUCCUAAUGGCGAGCAAAGCAGUGACCCAAAAGUGGAAGAUUCAGCUUCAGGUUGUGGUGAAUUUUCUGCCCCCAGUGGCAGCAGCGGCAGCAGCUCAAAGCCCGGUGUCUCUCCAGGUGUCGUCUCCUAUGUGUCACUCCCCUCCAAACCUGUCUUAAAACUGGAUCCUUCCAGAGUCUCAGCCUUCUUAGCUGUCCCAGCUGUUCCUGCUGUCCCUGCUGUCCCAGAUGUCCCAGCUGUCCCUGCUGUCCCUGCUGUCCCAGCUGUCCCUGCUGUCCCUGCUACCUCAGUGAAUAUCGGAGAACGGGUCUACAUUCGCAGACCUCCCAGCCCCAUGGAGUCCCUGAUGGGGAGCCCGCGGCGGUACGGAGAAGCAGGGACACGUCCCACAACCCACCUCACCUCAAGUGAUCUGCUGAGAGGCGCCAAGCCUUACAAAUAAAUACGUUACUUGUUUCAAAAAGCGUGUUACAGGACACUUGAAACAGU
Messenger RNA from Pleuronectes platessa (European plaice), 3182 nucleotides. Its product is annotated as cylicin-1. The record is from RefSeq and is a predicted model, not a curated record. The transcript has 31 exons. The coding region runs from base 103 to 3135 and encodes 1010 amino acids. NCBI's taxonomy places the organism in Eukaryota, Metazoa, Chordata, Actinopteri, Pleuronectiformes, Pleuronectidae.